Molecule: messenger RNA, 696 nt
Organism: Phytophthora infestans T30-4
Lineage: Eukaryota; Oomycota; Peronosporomycetes; Peronosporales; Peronosporaceae
Exons: 4
Coding region: 106-696 (196 amino acids)
Biological process (GO): regulation of transcription by RNA polymerase II
Cellular component (GO): mediator complex
Molecular function (GO): transcription coactivator activity
Source: RefSeq, a predicted model, not a curated record
AGGAAUCGGGAGCAAGGAGCAAUGACGGGUAUGACAAGAGUGGUGAUAAUCCAGGAUGUCAACAUUACACAGAAGUAUCAGGAACUGCUGCGCAAGCUGGAGACAAUGGGUGGGGAGAAGAUCGGCCGGCAUGUGGUGCACUGCCGUCUCUUCAACCGCAAGACUCUCACGGAUGGCUACAUCAAUCAGCGCAUGUUCAUGCUAAGAAUGUCCCAAAAUGAUGAUCUGGUGUACGCCGCGUUGGCCAACGAAAAAGCACACGGUAUAGCACCCAGCGAUAAUGGAAUUGAGGGGCUCGUGGAGGACUGUUCGCUGCUGGAGUGCGGGUUGGACGGAGCUAACAUCCUGCAGCAGGUGGAGAUCUACGCCUUCAAGUCGGACGGACAGUUUGAGGGCACACAGUAUGUGGUGGGGGACUUUGUGGUGAGUGUAUGCACGUUCAUGUCCCGCAAUAACCUUCCACGAGGUCUCAUCAUCGAGGUUCAGUACUCGCCGUGCUACACGGUAUCGCACGUGGACAUGCUGAUCGACGAAUUCCUAGGCAACUUUGCCUCACACGAACAUCUGCGUAAGCCUGUUGAUAAUAUGCAGGCUCUCUUCGAGAAGGUGGGGCUACCGACCAGCGAGUACAGCCUCAAGCAUACGGCAUUGCAAUACGUCGCCGCCUUCAACAUCCUUCGCAAGUUUGAAAAAUAA